UCCUGUCCCAGUCUGCGACGUUCGGCUCUUUUUUCCGCUGCUAAGCUUGGACAAAUGGGCCGGGCUACAAACAGAUAUGUUUGCCAACUAGUCAUUUUGAUCUUGCUUGCUUCUUUUGGAAUAGCAAUAUGGUCUCUGUGGCUAGGGGUGAAUUCCGACAAAGACAACAUUCAUCCUUUACUCAACCAACUGAUUCCCGCGGGUCACUGUGCUUGUGAGGCUUCUACUAUCUUCAAAUGUGACAGCUGCCUCCGGUGCUCUUCUCAGUUACCGUCUAAUGAUUCUGCUCUCCCUUCUGCUUCCGAACCCACCUCCUAUAGUGCGUUUGACCCUGAAGAGUAUUCCUAUAAUCAGAUACAAUGCCGAUCGUUCCUCCCCGGUCUCUUUGAAGAUCCAACUCGGGCUCAAACGUUCUGGAACUCCAAGCGUGGAAUAACCAGGGCUGACCUCGACAAUAUCAAGAUGGUGGACGGUAUGGCCCGGGCAGCUAUAUACAAGGGAAGGCUAUAUGUCAUCAUGACCCUUAGCAAGGGAGAGGAUCACCGCCGUAAAAUCAUCGGGAUCUUGAGCUCGAUCCACCGUGCCUUGAUUUCAUCACCCGAGCGUGCUACCAUGCCUAACGCUGAAUUUAUCUUUUCCGUGGAAGAUAAGGUGGAUGAUGUCGCCGGACCAGGUCAUCCUCUGUGGGUGUUGGCACGAAAAGCCGAGGAAGAGUCCGUUUUGCUAAUACCCGACUUUGGCUUUUGGUCCUGGGGACAUAUUGAUAGUCGGAUCGGGCCAUAUGACCAGAUGGUUGAGCACGUCCGACAGCAGGAGCUUUCCUGGGAGGAAAAGCAAGAUAAGCUGGUAUGGCGUGGAAAGCUCAGCUUUGCUCCAAAGCUUCGACGUACUCUUCUCGAAGUUGCGCAGGAACAUCCUUGGGGAGAUGUGAAGGAGAUUGAGUGGAAGAACAAGGCCAAUUUCCUUAGCAUAGAGGAUCACUGUAAUUACCGAUUUAUCGCUUAUGUAGAAGGCCGUUCCUAUUCUGCCUCCCUCAAAUAUCGCCAGGCCUGCCGAUCGAUUAUCGUCAUUCACGAACUGCAAUAUAUUCAGCAUCACCACUAUCUCCUUGUCUCCUCCGGACAAUAUCAGAACUACGUCCAGGUAGAAAGGGACUUCUCUGACUUGCCACAGAAAAUACAAGAACUCCUCGAUGACCCCGCAAAGGCUCGACAGAUUGCGAAUAACAAUGUGAACAUUUUCCGUGAACGGUAUUUGACCCCAGCUGCAGAUGCAUGUUAUUGGAGGGAAUUGCUGCAGGCAUGGACGAUGGUAUCUGGGGAGAUCACUUCAACCGUAGCAGACCCAACCAGUGAGCCUAAAAGAGGUUAUCGAUAUGAAUCCUUCAUCAAUAGUAUGAUGCACUUUGCGCCAUAGUGCUUGUGCUCAAUGAUUGCCAUGA
Aspergillus alliaceus is the source of this 1441-nucleotide messenger RNA. RefSeq names its product DUF821 domain protein. The transcript has 2 exons. NCBI's taxonomy places the organism in Eukaryota, Fungi, Ascomycota, Eurotiomycetes, Eurotiales, Aspergillaceae. The record is from RefSeq and is a predicted model, not a curated record. Bases 55 to 1416 code for a protein of 453 amino acids.